Messenger RNA from Aethina tumida (small hive beetle), 440 nucleotides. RefSeq lists its product as uncharacterized. The record is from RefSeq and is a predicted model, not a curated record. The coding region runs from base 42 to 404 and encodes 120 amino acids. NCBI's taxonomy places the organism in Eukaryota, Metazoa, Arthropoda, Insecta, Coleoptera, Nitidulidae. The transcript is spliced from 2 exons.
UUGUAAACGUAAGAAAAACUGGAAACAAUUCUUAUGGAAAUAUGACUUUGAUUGUGUUUGAUGAUUAUGAUGGAGAUGACAUAAGUAUUUUCGUAAACUUUUACAAGUGGACGAACAACAUGUACGUUCCCACUGCCAUAACGUUCACCAGAAACAUUUGCGAUUACUUAAAGUAUGAAAUGAAGUUGUUUUUUCCCGUGGACAAGUCGGGGAUAAUGAAACAUUUUGUGAAGUCAUGUCCAGUCAAAAAAGGUAAAUAUUACGUGAGGAACUUUCCGGGAAAUAUGAUAACAGCCAACUCAAUUCCCUCUUGGAAAAUAAAAUUGUACUGUGAUGUAAAGUUGAGACAAGUAAUAGGUUUUAAUUUGACAAUGAUUAUUAGUGUUGAGGAUGCUGUCGAAUAAAUGUUUUAAUUAGUCUGAAAAUGAACGAUAUUUUUG